CAGUCUUUUCACAGUACACCAGCAGGGACACUUAAGCCACCGAGAGAGAUUCACAAUGGCUCCAGCACUGAAUUACACAUCCAUUAUCUUGUGUGGUAUUUAUAUUUUUUCGCUGCUUUUUGCCAGUGUCUUUUGCGACGCCGUAGAAGAAGAAGAUGAGCAUGCCAAGCACUUAUACACAGUGGAGAUGUUCAACGAAGCUGUGCCUACCGCACCCCACUUUGUCAUGUUUUACGCCCCAUGGUGCGGCCAUUGUCAGAGAUUGCAGCCGACAUGGAAUGAAAUGGCAGACAAAUACAACAGCAUGGACGAACCCCCUGUUUAUGUGGUAAAAGUAGACUGCGUCCAGGACACCAAAUUCUGCUCCAAUGUCCAUGGGGUUAGAGGGUACCCUACUCUGAAAUUGUUUAAGCCAGACCAGGAGGCAGUUAAGUACCAGGGGCCCAGAGAUCUGCAUUCCUUGGAGACCUGGAUGCUUAAGACAGUCCAGGAGGAGCCUUCGGAACCAGAGAGUGAACUAGAGCCUCCCAAAGCCCCAGAGCCCAAACAGGGCAUGUAUGACCUCACUGCUCUCAACUUUAAGGCCCAUAUAGCCAAAGGUGCUCAUUUUGUUAAGUUCUUUGCCCCCUGGUGCGGCCACUGCAAAGCCAUGGCCCCAACCUGGGAACAGCUGGCUACCACCUUUGAGCAAUCUGAUGACAUCAAGAUUGGAAAAGUGGACUGUACACAGUACUAUGAGGUGUGUUCUGACAACGGUGUACGGGGGUAUCCCACACUGCUCUUCUUUUACAAUGGACAGAAGACAGAACAGUACAAAGGAAAAAGAGACCUAGACUCUUUCAAAGACUUUGUUAACAACCAGCUGAAGGCUGCCAUCGCUGAAGAGCAGGAACCAAGGGAAGAACAAAAACCAAACGAGUUGCCCACUGAUGAGCCAGAAAAAGCAGAGGUUAAGUCCAGCGUGUUGGUGCUGACAGAGGACAAUUUUGAUCAGUCAGUGGCCAAGGGCUUCACCUUCAUUAAAUUCUAUGCUCCAUGGUGUGGCCACUGUAAGAACCUCGCUCCGACAUGGGAAGAUCUUUCCAAGAAAGAGUUUCCCGGCCUCACUGAUGUCAAGAUAGCCAAAGUGGACUGCACUGUUGAGCGCACACUCUGCAACAAGUACUCUGUGCGAGGUUACCCCACGUUGAUCAUCUUCAGGGCGGGGGACCAGGGUGAUGAGCAUCAUGGUGGGAGGGACCUGGAGAGCCUACACAACUUUGUGAUGAGGCAGGCGAGAGAUGAGCUGUAGAAACAGUAGUCAGUGCCUACAGUGCAUAACUGGCCAGUAGGACACCACUCUCUCUCAUACACUUGCCAGACCUUUCUUUAUCUAUCUCCAAUCAGGUUCUCUUCAGAAAUGAAUCAGCCAAUGGUAGACUGAAGCAGUCUGUUCUUUUUCCGGUCUUCAAGGAUGGAAUGAUUCAGUAGAGUGUUAGGGAUGUCAGUGUAUUUCUCAUUGUUGCUACCCAUCCCCAAAUCUCCUAAUAUGUAGAGUACUAUUGUAUUGGUUGGGUCUGCAAAUGAAGUAAUAUGUCUGACAUCCUCUUUGCAAGCACUGCUAAAUGAUCAGAACCAGAAUUUCUCACAUGUAAUGGUUAUUAAAAAGGUAGCACUGAAGGCGUUGGACUUUUUUUAAAUGCAAAAUUUUAUACAUGGGAUCUAUUGUUAAAUCAUGAGCCAUAAAUGUUAGAGUACUGUCACUCUAAACGUAAAAGUUUGCGUCACCCAAAUGUGAAGUUGAGUGUUAAGUUUGGGUACCUCAUAUCCAUGCCAGUAAUGGCCUAUCUGAGUUAACUCUCAGGGAGUGUGCAGGCUAGAGGGAGUUCUGACAGGCUUUAUUGUUGUCACAGGAGUCUGACAUGGCACAGGGAACUGACUUGAUAUUUCUCUUCAUGACUAAGAGGAAACUAAAGAUCAGAUCAACUUCUCAUGCUCAUUGAAAUGUAAAGAAAAUUGAUAAAGAUCUUAGUCAUGCACCCUACCCCAUUUCUGACUCCUGUGGUCUCAGCCACCCCUCUCAGCUCCUCCUAGGAUUGAGGCUCUCAGGCCUGGACCAUGUUGCUCUAUAUCUCUAUUACUGAACAACUUAAAGGUUACUUCUGCUUCUGUUUUAUUUUAUUUUUUUGUUUCAUCAUAAAUAGUCAUCAGCAGGUCAUUUGGAACAGUCACAGCUUUGUGUAAAGUUGUUCCUUAGAAGUGUCCCUUCAUGAUUGUCAAAUACAAAAAUCAAAGUACAAAAAGGGUGAAUGUAAAGGCAUUUAUAUAUUUCUUAGGCCAGGUUCACAUACAAAGGUGUUGGGAACCAACAGAUGGAACAGGAGGGGACAGUUGGGUCUCUUGGACCUAGUAGUGAGAUUUAAGACACAAGUAGCAAGAGUUCAUGAUCUCAUAAGAAGGAGUACUCUGUACUUUGAUUGCCACUGAACCUCAGUCAUAGCUCUUGGUGACGGCACUGUUCUCCUUGUCAUCUUUACAAGGAAAGAAAUGGUUUUGUGAAAGCUCUUGCACAUGUGAGGUUAGAACUGAAAGAACACUAACUCAAGUUUAGGGUCAAGUGGGUUGGCUAACAUAUCACCUCUUUGACUGUGAUUGUGAUUUAUUAUUAGUCUUAGUAUCCUAUAUACUGUAUCAUAACCAUCAACCCACAAAUCCAACUUGUACACAGAGUUAAUUUAUUCAACAGUCAAACGCCAAAACAAUGUAAUCUGUCACCACCGUGGUUGUAAUAUUAUUUGCAGUUUUGCCAGUAAAAGUUGAAGUCUUUUUCACCACACUUUUCAGUGAUUAUUUGAUGCAAACUGCCUCCACCUGCAAGGCCAUGCUCAUUCCAAUACAAAUGCUCUUUGACCCAGGUUAAGUGAAAAUUACUGCACAAUGCAGGGUACCAUUCAUUGUAUCAUCCAU
Seriola dumerili (greater amberjack) is the source of this 2946-nucleotide messenger RNA. RefSeq names its product thioredoxin domain containing 5 (gene txndc5). The coding region runs from base 56 to 1291 and encodes 411 amino acids. The transcript has 10 exons. Gene Ontology annotation, molecular function: protein disulfide isomerase activity. The record is from RefSeq and is a predicted model, not a curated record. Lineage: Eukaryota; Metazoa; Chordata; Actinopteri; Carangiformes; Carangidae. Gene Ontology annotation, biological process: protein folding. Gene Ontology annotation, cellular component: endoplasmic reticulum.